GCAUUGUAGUCUGCCAAGAUUUUAUUAAAGCCAAAGCUUUUAUUUGUCGACUGCGAAUUAAAGGAAGUCUUGAAUACGUGAGAAGGAAGAUCCUGCAAGAGAAAUAAGGUAGUUUUGGAUACACCGGAAAAAUGACUCUUUUUCUCAGACAGUUUCACAUCAUUUCUUCAUUGAAAUCCAGUCCUGACAAAGAGCUGCUUCCUUUUUAUAAAACUAUUGCUCCUGUGCUAUCCUUACACCCAGCUGUGUGUAAACUACAUACUCAAACUGUGAGAAAAAAUAUGCAACUCAGCGUAAAUGAUAAUUCAGGUGAAAAGAAAGAAAAACCUUUGGCUAUCAUUUUAUCAUGGAUGAUGGCCAAAGAAUCUCACAUUGACAAGUUCAGGUCUUUGUAUCUGACAAGAGGAUUCGAUGUAUUGACUGUUAACAUGGCUCCGAAAGAUUUGCUAUUUCCUGUGUCUGGUUCCCAGGUUACUGCUAAGAACAUCCUGGACUAUGUGAAUGAAAAUAACCAAUAUGGCAACAUUGUUGUUCACGCAUUUUCCGUCGGGGGAUAUUUGAUGGGUGAAAUGUUCGUAAAAAUGCGCGAGCUCAAAGACAAAUAUCAAAGUAUUGCUUCGAAAAUAAGCGGCGUCAUUCUCGAUAGUGCGGUAGAUAUAGAGGGAAUACCAACUGGAUUUCCCAGGGCCUUGUCGAAAAAUCCCCUUACGAUAAAAGUACUGGAAUGGUAUGUUUCAUCACACAUGUCGCUCAUGUAUAAUGUUGCAACCAAACAUUAUCUAAGGUCUUCAAAAAAUUUUCACAACACCCCUCUCAGAUGUCCUGCCUUGUUCUUUUUCUCUGAAGCCGAUAAAGUCGGGAAUCCUGUAGGCAAUCAGUUAGUGAUGGAGAAUUGGCAAGUUAGAGGGGUGGAUGUCCGAGCCAAAUGCUGGAAAGAUUCCAAGCAUGUGAGUCAUAUGUAUAAGUACCAAAGCGAAUAUUUGAAUGAGAUGGAUCAAUUUUUGGCUAAAAUUAAUUUAUUACCUGCUAAAGUAUAAUGUAUUCAUUGUUUAUUUACAUGGUGUGAAACUUUGUUUUGCAUUUCAUGAUGGAUUUAUUCCCUGUGUUAUAGGCAAACAAUUUGUGUUUGACAUAUUUUUCAUCAUUUUUGUUGAAAAUAACACCUUAUUUAUGUAACUUAAAAAUCACAACUGAAUAAUUGCCUAGCUGAAUUGCAAUUAUAAUAAUGUGGUAUUCUGCCAUUUUUCUCGUUUGUAAAAAUUCAUCAUCAAAUAUUAGUAUAAAAAUUAUCAUUAAGUAAAUCAAAUUAUUCUAGAUAAAAUAUUACUUAGCAAUUAAAUAUUAGUGAUUUAUUUACUUUUACCCUUGAUGCAUUUUAGAAUGUAUGUCCACUACUCAAAAGUUGCAUGAAAAGUAUAUACCUUUAAAAGCACUGUCUCUUCCUAACUAUUCAACAAAUUUGAUAUUUAGUUAAAGGAAUAUUGUAGGGCAGUCAGUCACCAAUGCA
Uloborus diversus is the source of this 1507-nucleotide messenger RNA. RefSeq names its product transmembrane protein 53-like. The transcript is spliced from 3 exons. Lineage: Eukaryota; Metazoa; Arthropoda; Arachnida; Araneae; Uloboridae. The record is from RefSeq and is a predicted model, not a curated record. Gene Ontology annotation, molecular function: serine hydrolase activity. The coding region runs from base 132 to 1037 and encodes 301 amino acids.